CGCCGGAAGGACGGAGACUGGUAGUGUUUAUCUCGUUGGCGACCGAAGUGUCGGUUGGCUCGCAACGGGUUCUAGGCUGUAGGCAGCGCGAAGACCCGCGGCCCCGCCCCGGCCCGGCCUGGCAGGUAGCAGAGGCAGCAGGCCGUGCCGGGGGGGCAUGUUGCUGUAACCAGUGGCCCAGGGGAUGUUACGGUGGACAGUGCACCUGGAGGGCGGGCCCCGCAGGGUGAACCAUGCUGCAGUGGCUGUUGGGCACCGGGUAUACUCCUUCGGGGGUUACUGCUCUGGUGAAGACUAUGAGACACUGCGCCAGAUAGAUGUGCAUAUUUUCAAUGCAGUGUCCUUGCGUUGGACAAAGCUGCCCCCAGUGAGGCCUGCCAUUCGUGGGCAGACUCCUUUGGUACCCUACAUGCGGUAUGGACACUCAACCGUCCUCAUCGACGACACAGUCUUCCUUUGGGGCGGGCGGAAUGACACCGAAGGGGCCUGCAAUGUGCUCUAUGCCUUUGAUGUCAAUACUCACAAGUGGUCCACACCCCGAGUGUCAGGAACAGUUCCUGGGGCCCGGGAUGGACAUUCGGCUUGUGUCCUGGGCAAGAUCAUGUACAUUUUUGGGGGCUACGAGCAACUGGCAGACUGCUUUUCCAAUGACAUUCACAAGCUGGAUACCAGCACCAUGACAUGGACCCUUAUCUGUACGAAGGGCAAUCCAGCACGCUGGAGGGACUUCCACUCAGCCACAAUGCUGGGCAGUCACAUGUAUGUCUUUGGGGGCCGUGCUGACCGCUUUGGGCCAUUCCAUUCUAACAAUGAGAUUUACUGCAACCGCAUUCGCGUCUUUGACACCAGAACUGAGGCCUGGCUGGACUGUCCUCCCACUCCAGUGCUGCCCGAGGGGCGCCGAAGCCACUCAGCCUUUGGUUACAAUGGGGAACUGUACAUCUUUGGUGGCUAUAAUGCAAGGCUGAACCGGCACUUCCAUGACCUCUGGAAGUUUAACCCUGUGUCCUUUACCUGGAAAAAGAUUGAACCGAAGGGGAAGGGGCCAUGUCCCCGCCGGCGCCAGUGCUGCUGUAUUGUUGGUGACAAGAUUGUCCUCUUUGGGGGUACCAGUCCAUCUCCUGAGGAAGGCCUGGGAGAUGAAUUUGACCUCAUAGAUCAUUCUGAUUUACACAUUUUGGACUUUAACACAUCUAACAUGUCAUUUGAGGAGCUGUUGGAAUUGCAGAGCCAAGUGGGGAUUAAGACAUACAAACAAUUGGUAGCUGGAAACAGCAAUAAGAAGCAAGAUUCUAGACCACCAGUCCAAAAUGCAUGUGUUGCAGAUAAGCACAGGCCUCUGGAAAUGUCAGCCAAGGCCCGAGUGCCAUUUUUACGUCAGGUCGUCCCCAUCAGUAAAAAGGUGGCCCGGGACCCCCGCUUUGAUGAUCUGUCAGGGGAAUAUAAUCCUGAAGUGUUUGACAAAACGUAUCAAUUCUUGAAUGACAUCCGAGCCAAAGAGAAGGAGCUUGUGAAAAAACAGUUGAAGAAGCACCGUUCAGGGGAGGAGCAUGAGAAACUGCAGCAGCUGCUUCAGCGAAUGGAGCAGCAAGAAAUGGCACAGCAAGAAAGAAAGCGGCAGCAGGAGCUGCGCCUGGCCCUGAAGCAGGAGCGGCGGGCUCAGGCCCAGCAGGGCCAUCGGCCAUACUUCUUGAAGAAAUCUGAGCAGCGCCAGUUGGCCCUAGCUGAGAAGUUCAAGGAGCUGAAACGCAGCAAGAAGCUAGAGAGCUUCUUGAGUCGAAAGAGGCGCCGAAAUGCAGGCAAGGACAGGAGACAUCUUCCUUUGAGCAAAGAGUAAUAAGGAACUGUCCUCUGUUCUGCCACCGCCCCAGGGAGACAUGGAUCUGUGGAAAUAGAAUUGGGCUUGGCCCGUUCUCCUGGUUCUUUCUUGUUCAAGGGCAAGGAUCACAGUUGCCUUUGAACUAUGUUGGCUCAGAGAAGACUAGAGGGCUCUUGGCUGGACAGAAGGAGCAGCUCAGCUUUCUGCCGUGCCACAUUGCCUCUGCUUGGAUAUGGUUCAUCAUGUCCUCAUUUUCUUUACCCAUCUUGCGUUAAACGGAUGAUUCUGAUACAGAAGAAAAGGGGCCAGUGAAGGCCAUAGAGUCCGUUCAUGGCUCCCAGGGCUGGGACUUUAUGUAGGAGGCACUUCAUAAACAUUCUUUAUACUCA
Molecule: messenger RNA, 2208 nt
Organism: Cynocephalus volans (Philippine flying lemur)
Lineage: Eukaryota; Metazoa; Chordata; Mammalia; Dermoptera; Cynocephalidae
Product: kelch domain-containing protein 3
Exons: 15
Coding region: 185-1837 (550 amino acids)
Biological process (GO): maturation of SSU-rRNA from tricistronic rRNA transcript (SSU-rRNA, 5.8S rRNA, LSU-rRNA)
Cellular component (GO): 90S preribosome; cytoplasm; nucleolus
Molecular function (GO): protein binding; chromatin binding
Source: RefSeq, a predicted model, not a curated record